Messenger RNA from Microtus ochrogaster (prairie vole), 1486 nucleotides. It is a transcript of the gene Artn, whose product is annotated as artemin. Gene Ontology annotation, molecular function: receptor tyrosine kinase binding; growth factor activity; glial cell-derived neurotrophic factor receptor binding. The record is from RefSeq and is a predicted model, not a curated record. NCBI's taxonomy places the organism in Eukaryota, Metazoa, Chordata, Mammalia, Rodentia, Cricetidae.
UGGAUACUGAACUAAUACCCCAAAAGAUAACUAAACCCUCCUUCAACUUGCAGCUGUCUCAAAAAGAAGGUGGGGAAACAGGCCCACGAAGGCUGAUGGGAGCUCCUGGUGUUGACAGAGAUGGAACUGGGACUUGGAGACUCUACUGCAUUGCCCCGCUGCCUCCAGCCUAGGUGGCAGCCAGCUUUGUGGCCAACCCUAGCUGUUCUUGCCCUACUGAGCAGCGUUACAGAGGCCUCCCUGGACCCCAUGUCCCUCAGCCCCUCCGCUCGCGAUGGUCCCUCGCCGGUCCUGGCGCCCCCCACCGGCCACCUGCCUGGGGGACGCACUGCGCACUUGUGCAGCGAAAGAGCCCUGCCACCACCGCCACAGUCUCCCCAGCCCGCACCCCCGCCGCCAGGUCCCGCGCUCCAAUCUCCUCCCGCUGCGCUCCGCGGGGUACGCGCCGCGCGUGCAGAGACCCGGAGCAGCCGCGCGCGGGCCACGGAUACGCGCGGCUGCCGCCUGCGCUCGCAGCUGGUGCCAGUGAGCGCGCUCGGCCUGGGCCACAGCUCCGACGAGCUGGUACGUUUCCGCUUCUGCAGCGGCUCGUGCCGCCGAGCACGCUCCCCGCACGACCUCAGCCUGGCCAGCUUACUGGGCGCCGGGGCCCUGCGAUCGCCCCCUGGGUCCCGGCCAAUCAGCCAGCCCUGUUGCCGGCCCACUCGCUAUGAGGCGGUCUCCUUCAUGGACGUGAACAGCACCUGGAGGACCGUGGACCAUCUCUCGGCCACUGCCUGCGGCUGUCUGGGCUGAGGAUGCUCUCCAAGCCUUUGCACACUGAACCCUUGUGUCGCCCUGCCUGGAACAGCCCCACCCGGCCUCGCUAGCCAGGAACCUCAGUCGGAAAAGGAGGCUGUAGAGCUCAGGCCCCAGGCCGGUGAGUGACAUACAUCGAGCCAGAAGAGAUGACCUAACUAACCACUGACCAACAGCUCCAAGGUGCUCUUGGAUCCCAGCUCUACAGACACCAGAAACCUCAGCUAAGGAGAACUCCUCUGGGAGAAUUCAGAAAUGGCCCCAGGUCCUGGGGGAUGAAUUUUGAGAGAUACAUUGUAGUCGCGUUGCUGGAAGAGCCUGUGCUGAAACCAGCCAUGUGUUCACUUGUGGAAGCCGAAGCCCUAUUUAUUGUUUCUAAAUUAUUUAUUUACUUUGCUGGUUUGUCAGAUCUUUUCCUGGACACGGGGGAUGGGUAGAAGAGGCUGGAUGAAGAUGUGCUCCUGUCUCUCCACUUCCAUAGUUCACACUGACUCGGCCAUUACAGUGUUGACCUGGGUCACCCAAUGCUUUUCCCCAUCGGGUGGCUCUGAGAUGGGAGGCACAGCUGGGUGACGAAGAUGCGCAGUCCUCAGCACUUGGGGCCUGGGUUACCUGUGGGAAAAUAAACUAUAUAGCCUUUGUGGAGAAAGGCUGCCUUGUGACCGUUGAGGCUUUGUCCCACUCCAUG